AUGAGAAAGUAUAACAAUAUCGUUGAAGCUCUAGAACCGUCGAACUUCAUGAGGAAGUCCAUCGGAAUAUCAAUAUUUAUUCUGAACCGCACCCCCAGUCACACCGUCGUCAGGAAGUUCAGCUUCUAUGGAUUUAUUUGUUACUUAUUUUGGUAUUGCCUGUACAUUUAUUGUACAUACAAAGCUUUCGUGGAGGAUCAAACUAUUCUACGAAUCUUAUACAAUACGAAAGUGCAACGGUACGGUGAUGACUACGAGAGACUGUCUUCAAUGCUGUUCGUCAUAUUCGGUUUGUGGAAGAUUCCAUUUGGAUUGAACAUCAACAACCGCUUCAUGGAGAUUGUAGUGGAGGUCGACAAGAGCCUGGAAGUGUUGGGCGAAAACGUAAACUACAAGAAAGAUGCACAUCUUGCACUUAUGAUGUCGAUACUACAGUGUACUGUGUACUUGUUUCGGUGGGCCAGUAUUUGGGGAGCAUUGAGUUAUUUGGACGUGCCGAUACCAAUGGAGAGGUUGUACCAAGUUAUAUACUCGGACAGCCUGGCCGCCAUUGUAGCAGCGCAUUACUUCUUCUUCCUCAGAGUAAUUAGAGGCAGGUUUAGUUACAUCAACAAGGUGCUUCGAGAUAUAAAAAGCCACAAGUCUUGGGAAUAUAAGUUGUUUGCUCGAGGGAAUAUGAUGGUUAAUGCUCAAAAGGUAGAGGGCCUCCAAGAGAAGUACAUUUGUGACAAAAUAAGGGCUUGUGCGAAGAUGUAUGGCAAGCUAUAUAAAGUGACUGAGGCUACCAACCGAUUGUUCGGCUCCAUGUGUAUGAUUACUCUGUUUGUGUCCCUGGCCUACAUUGUAAUAUACAUGUUUUACUUCAUGGAAGCGACAGCGGCUGGCUUGUUUCGGGAUGUAGACAGAUACGUAGUGUUUGUCAUUUACGUAGCUUGGCAAAUUUUCUAUCCGGUUGGUGUAACCGUACUGAUUGUGUUUGUAUCCGAGCUUGCAGUGUUCGAGGUAAAAUGUUUAGAUGUCGUAUCUUGUACACGGUACCUACCUGACUAA
Molecule: messenger RNA, 1050 nt
Organism: Spodoptera littoralis (African cotton leafworm)
Lineage: Eukaryota; Metazoa; Arthropoda; Insecta; Lepidoptera; Noctuidae
Source: the annotation of a GenBank genome assembly